Messenger RNA from Phragmites australis (common reed), 1710 nucleotides. RefSeq names its product heptahelical transmembrane protein ADIPOR3. The record is from RefSeq and is a predicted model, not a curated record. Gene Ontology annotation, cellular component: membrane. The transcript is spliced from 3 exons. The coding region runs from base 339 to 1553 and encodes 404 amino acids. Gene Ontology annotation, molecular function: signaling receptor activity. Lineage: Eukaryota; Viridiplantae; Streptophyta; Magnoliopsida; Poales; Poaceae.
CGGAGAGACCGAACCAAACGGCACGGAAACCAUCGGUUCGUCACGCGACCACCGGUCGCACUCCCACCACCAAACGCGAAGCCGCACACGCCCGCGGCUCCGCCAAAAGCGAUCGCGCAGGCUCCCAAUUCGGGCGGAGAGAGAGAGGGAGAGGAGGAGACUCCGACCGAGGCGCAGCCCCCUCGCCGAGACCGACGGGCCGACGCAACCCAAGUGAAGGAAGAAGCAAGCGGCACGGCCGGCGCGUCCUCGCGUGCGCAGCCCGGCGAAUAUUCCAACGGCAUAACACCCACCACCCCUGCUCGACCCCGGCCCGGCUCGGUUCCUGGCCCUUGGCGAUGGCCGCGACGGAGGCGGAGAGGGGAACGGCGGCUUCGGCGUGGGAGGAGGAGGAGGAGGAGGCGAGGAGGCGGGGGAAGGGGAAGAAGAAGCGGUACGGGCUGGUGGAGUACCGGGCGCUGCCGGGGUACCUGCGGGACAACGAGUACAUCCUGCGGCACUACCGCUGCGAGUGGCCGCUCCCGCAGGUGCUGCUCUCCGCCUUCACCAUCCACAACGAGACCCUCAACGUCUGGACGCAUUUGAUAGGAUUUUUCAUCUUCCUUGCUCUGACCAUAUACACUGCAACAAAAGUUCCAAAUGUAGAUCUCCAGAGCCUUCAGCAUUUGCCGGAUGUGCUGAGAAAGGCUGAUGUUCAUAAGAUUCAGGCAGAGCUUGUGUCAUGCCUUCCUUCAUUGCCUCACCUAUCCGAUUUACAAAAGCUGAAAGAUGAGUUGAAGAGCUCAUGGAAUUCUAUUGAGGUUCUUUCGUCCUUGUCCCGUUGGCAUCUCUUGGAGGUACUCUCAAGUUGCUUGCCACACAGAUUUACCCAUUACAAUGAGACAAGUUUGUCUGUUCUUCAAAGCAUGAAAGAGGAUAUAGCAAACUUGAUUGCACCACAGCUUGUUAGGCCAAUCGCACGGUGGCCAUUCUUUGCCUUCUUGGGAGGAGCCAUGUUUUGCCUUCUUGCCAGCAGCACGUGCCACCUUCUCUCCUGCCACUCUCGCCGUCUAGCAUACAUUAUGCUUCGGCUUGAUUAUGCAGGCAUUGCUGCUCUUAUCGCCACAUCCUUCUACCCUCCAGUAUACUAUUCUUUCAUGUGUUAUCCCUUCUUUUGCAACCUGUACCUCAGCUUCAUAACUAUCCUAGGAGUGGCAACUAUAGCGUUCUCUUUACUCCCAGUCUUCCAGAACCCUGAGUUCAGAACCAUAAGAGCAUGCCUCUUCUUUGGCAUGGGUGCAUCCGGUGUGAUCCCUGUUCUUCACAAGUUGGUCCUUUUCUGGCACCAACCAGAGGCAUUGCACACGACCGGAUAUGAAGUUCUGAUGGGGCUCUUCUACGGUCUUGGAGCAUUGGUUUACGCAACUCGGGUGCCUGAGCGCUGGAUGCCUGGAAAGUUUGACAUUGCCGGGCAUAGUCACCAGCUCUUCCAUGUCUUGGUUGUUGCCGGAGCCUACACGCACUAUCAUGCAGGACUCGUGUACCUCAAGUGGAGAGACUUGCACGGCUGCUAAAAAUUGGUGCGACGCUGAGGUUGCGGAUAGAUUGUAGGUACUGUGAAUUUGGACAUAAGAUCAUGGUCUGUUGUAAUUUGUAACAGUAAACAUAAACAAGCGCUACAAGGUGUUCAGUUUGUCAUCAGUAAUUGAAGAUUGGUAUUUAUGCUACUAA